Molecule: messenger RNA, 1618 nt
Organism: Hemicordylus capensis (graceful crag lizard)
Lineage: Eukaryota; Metazoa; Chordata; Lepidosauria; Squamata; Cordylidae
Gene: TNFRSF12A
Product: TNF receptor superfamily member 12A
Exons: 5
Coding region: 143-511 (122 amino acids)
Biological process (GO): positive regulation of apoptotic process
Cellular component (GO): plasma membrane
Molecular function (GO): protein binding
Source: RefSeq, a predicted model, not a curated record
AUCCUCGCCUCCCGGAUUUGUGUGGGCGUCUCUAGUAGUGAGCCGAGGAAAGUCUUUGGCGCUGAGUCACAGAGAGGCCAGCGCGGAUCAAUCGCUGCUUUCACAUCCUAGGAGGAAGGGCGCAGCGGAGGAGACACGAGCGAUGCUGGUCUUGGAAGCGCUUCUCCCGUGGCUCUUCUUUCCCCCGCUGCUUCGGACGGCCUGGGGGGAGCCACUCCCAGCCACUGUGUGCCCUGGAGGCAAAUCCUGGAGUCCGGAUCUGGAGAAGUGCAUGGAUUGCUCCGUGUGCCAGCGCCAGAACAAGAAUGACUAUUGCUCCACAUGUAGAGACCCUCAAACUCCUGAUGCAUUCAAUAUGUGGCUUCUGGUGGGAGUACCGUUGGGGGCCAUUGUUCUGAUUGUGGUCAUUGGUGGCAUCAUCACCUAUGCCCGCUGCCGGCGACGAGAAAAGUUCACCACCCCCAUCGAAGAGACUGGAGGACAUUCAGCUCAAGAAUCGCUGAUACACUGAAGAUCUUUCCGCCAACAUUUCAGAUGAAUGAAAGAAACAGAGAGAAGGCGAAUUCAACCUUUGAUUACCUCUGACAUUUCCUGAAGAUGCCGAAAAGACGUCUUCCUCUGCCCUGGUGGAAUCCUGGGGCAUUACACUUUUGCACAUACAUCCUUUUGGGGUGGGGUAGUCUUUUGCCUUUAUAUACAUUUCAGGAAGAAGCAUUGGUGGUCCCUUUUGUAAAAGCACAUCAACCUCCCCCUAAAAUGUUUGCAGUGUUAGGGGAGGGACAAAAGGGGCCUCUUUAAUUCCCAGGGUCUAAUGCCCCAUAUUGGGGUAAUUUUAUUGUUCAUGCUGGGAUACAGCUGUGAGGGACCUUGCAGCUCCCAGAUCUUCCCAACUUGGGGGCAGAAAGCUGACGGUGGCGGACAUUCUGUGUACGUUUCAACGUUGCGUGCAUGCAGAGGUGCAAGAGCGCUAUUGCUUAGAUUCCAUGCAUGUCACGCAAACCCAGCUGCACAAUGGUAGGUCACGGUUUGGUGGCCUCCCAUGGCCCCAACUGCGUUUGCUCAGCUAGGUGCACGCAGCAUUAAAAAGCAGGUGGAACACCGUGCAGUAUGUCAGCCAGUGUCUACUGCCGGGUUUCUCAAACCUGAGUCCCUAGAUGUUGUCAGACUACAACUCCCAUCAUCCCCUGUGUUGUGGCGGGGGGGUGGGGGUUGUAGUCCAGCAAUAUCUGGGGCCCCAGGUGUGAGAACUCCUGAUCUACUGUGUUGUUUCCCUCUGCGGAGCAACUUAGGGCAAAUAUGAAUGUGACUUUUUGAUUAUCUGUAUAUAGAGAAGUGUAUUGGGUGCUAAGGCUCUCCUGGAGAGGAGCGGGGUCUAGUUUCAACAUAGCCUCUCUUGCAGCCGCCUCUGACAGUGGCUGGGCCACUAUGUGAAACAUGCAAGUAGCCGCCAUUUUAAGUAGAAUCCACACGAAUGUUGGCUCUUCCCUCCUUCCAGUCCCCUGCCCUUGAUGCUCCUGCAGAGAGACUGCUAUUUAUAUCAUCUGCUCUAACAGAUAACUUUAACUUUAUGGAUGUCAUUUUAGGAGUGAAAAAAUAAAUUAAAAGGCUUCUCACUUCA